Messenger RNA from Westerdykella ornata, 658 nucleotides. RefSeq lists its product as uncharacterized. The record is from RefSeq and is a predicted model, not a curated record. The coding region runs from base 82 to 621 and encodes 179 amino acids. Lineage: Eukaryota; Fungi; Ascomycota; Dothideomycetes; Pleosporales; Sporormiaceae. The transcript has 2 exons.
AGUUGCACCACUUCUACUACCAUCAAGCAAGCAGUUCGAUCCUCAACCGCCAGUUCCUAGGGUCAAGACCAGAACAUCAUCAUGAAGCUCAGCACCCUCAUCCUCGCCAUCGGCGCUACCAGCCUUGUCUCCGCCGCUCCUCAAUUCGUUGAGGACCCCGUCGAGGACCCCGUGGGCCCCGUCAGGCCUUCCUUCUCUCGCCCUGGAGGCCUGCCCAGCGGUCGUCCCACCGCCCGUCCACCCGUUCCAAGCAUCAGCCGCCCGGGCGUUCCCUCUGGCCGUCCUACUCCCCCAGUCCCCUCUGGCCGUCCUACUCCCCCAGUCCCUUCUGGCCGUCCAACUCCCCCGAUCCCCUCAGGCCGCCCUACCCCUAGCGGUCGCCCCAGCGGACCCCCUAUUCCCAGCGGCCGUCCCACGCCCAGCGGCCGUCCCGGGCGACCCAGCUUCACGCUCUCGGUCCUCCCCACGCCGACCAAGCGCCCGACGCCCCCGGUCCUUCCUACCCCCAGUGGACGACCCACGCGCAGCGUUCCCGUUCCUCCUCGCCCUACGGGGACUCCAGACGACGAUGAUGAGGAUGACGAUGGUGAUGACUGGUGGGACUGGGACGCUGCUCAGUAGAUUCGAUUGCCCGUUGGGUGGUCGGCUUCUCGCUGAG